ACAUAGCGAGAAGUGUUUCCGGCAAGUUUGACAGAUGUUUUUCCAAAAACCACAAAUAAGAAGAUUCUGAGAAAAUCUGAGCUGCGAAUGUGAAGCAAAUUUGAGAAACCAAAUGGCGACAGCAGCAGAGGUAAGAGAGGGCUUCCUCUGCCCGAUGUGCAUGAAGGAUCUAGGCACAGUCACAAUGCUACAGGGGCACUUCGAGGAGGAGCACUCUAAUGAAGACAAGGAUGUAUUACAACAGUUGAGAGGAUUGUUUGGGAAAGCUAAGAAAAAGAUAUUGGGGGAGAAGGAUGAAGUGGAGGAGGGUGGUUCCUCCAGUUUGCAGUCAUCUGUUUAUAAGAGUCCUGCCACAGGAUCCAUAUCAGGAUAUGAUCCUAGCAUGUGGGAGCCCCAGGAACUAGGUGUAACUCGAGCAUGGACAGAUUUAUUCAAGGCUCACAGGGGAGCAAAAGUGGACAGAUAUGUCGUUGAAACCAACAAAUUAAUCAUUAGGCUGGACAAGCUAACAGGACCAGAUGUUCCAAUGGAAACCAGCAAACGCAGGGCCUAUGAGAAGUCUGUCGUCCAAUGGAUGCCGGACAAUCAGGCCAAAGAGUGUCCUUUCUGUCGCCGCUCCUUCACCCUUACUCGCCGUCGACACCACUGUAGACUCUGUGGCGACAUCAUGUGUGAUAAGUGCUCCCAGUUCUUACCCCACACGUUCGCUAAGAAACUAACCGACCCCACUUUUCAAAACCAAGAUAUUGAAGUGGGAUUUCUCCGUCGAACAGGAAGUAACAGCAGCCUCAAUUCCAUUCUUGGUCCGGAGGGAGAUCCACACAUCAGAACAUGUGAUAACUGUCGCAAGCUGCUGGAACGGCGCAACGAACAGAUAGAACAACGCACAAGCAAACCAAUUGUUGUUCUCUUGUAUGAGAAACUGAAGUCUUGUGUGGACGCUGCAGAAGAGUUGCUAGUCCAGUACAUGCCCAUGGUGGAGUCACUCAGUUGUGGUGAGUCCAUGUAUAGUCUGCAGGAAGCCCAGCGAUACAGAAUAAAAAUAACCAAAUUAUAUGAAACAAUAGAUGGAUUAAGCAAGAAGAUUCUGAACCUAGGCCUCAAUAAUGAAGAGGAGCCUUCACAGAAACAGUUACUUUUACAACGGUCUAUAAGGACUUAUGCUACAAACUUUAUGCAGGACAAUAUGUUAGGCUUACAGUCAUUACCAAGCGAUGAACAAUACUUAAAACUGCAAGAGGCAAGGAAGCUGGAAAUUCAAAAAAGAAUCGCUGCGGAACGGCAAGCAACGUUUGAGGCACAGCAGAGAGAGAAGAAAGCUAAAGAACAGAGGGAACAAAAAGAAAUGGCAUUAAAGAAUGAGCAAUUAAAACAGGCAGAGGCCCGAGAGAGAUCAGGGUCUCAGAAAUUGGCGGGAUGGAUCCCAAAUGAAUCGACACAUAUCAAUUUCAACAAUAAGGACGAUCCCAUGAUUCAGCAGAUGAAUAUAAUACGUAGUUAUAUCAAACAGGCGAGGCAGGCUGGGAAAUUGGACGAGGUGCAAAUGUUAGAACAGAAUCUUAAGGAACUUCAAAAUGAGUACCUUAGACAGCAGAGACAAAACUGGUCUUAAAUUUUAAGGAUCCCUAGUCAUUUAAAAUACUUUUCAUUUAAUACAUGUAUACUGAUAAUAUAUUUUAAUUAAUGUGUAAAAAAUUUAGCAGAAAUUGAAUGUUAAACAAGCUGGUUCAGAUUUGAUUUUGUACAUUUUUAUAAGUAUUAGUGUCUAAUAAAUGUUUAUCACUUUAUGCAGGUCAUUUUGUGAUGUACUUGGCUUCCACCAGAAAUGCUUAAUAAAACACACUGCUUUUGAUAUGUCUGCAGUUACUGUAGUAUAUAUAGAUUGUUUAUACUUAUUAAUAAAUGAUGGCCAUACCAAUUGUUUCGAGUGACAUUGCUUCAGUAUCUAUUUGAUUUUCUGUGAUUUUAUUUUUGAUGUGUUAAUUAUAAUCUGUUGCAAGAUGAUCUGACAAGCCAAAUAUUAACUGUGCUGAUAUUUAAUUUCAACUGCAUAGUAUGUACUUAUUUUCAGCAAAACCUUCAUAGGUAAAAAAAAAAUGAGAGCAAUCACUAUUCAAUAUGGUACAUUUUUUAAAUU
Messenger RNA from Magallana angulata, 2137 nucleotides. Its product is annotated as rabenosyn-5-like. The record is from RefSeq and is a predicted model, not a curated record. The coding region runs from base 113 to 1612 and encodes 499 amino acids. The transcript is spliced from 9 exons. Lineage: Eukaryota; Metazoa; Mollusca; Bivalvia; Ostreida; Ostreidae. Gene Ontology annotation, molecular function: metal ion binding.